Molecule: messenger RNA, 753 nt
Organism: Vicia villosa (hairy vetch)
Lineage: Eukaryota; Viridiplantae; Streptophyta; Magnoliopsida; Fabales; Fabaceae
Product: secreted RxLR effector protein 161-like
Exons: 1
Coding region: 1-753 (250 amino acids)
Source: RefSeq, a predicted model, not a curated record
AUGGAGCAUUGUAAUGCGUCCAUAACACCAGAUGAAGCAAGGUUACAAUUAUCCAAGAGUGAAGAUGAACAAGAUGUGGAUAUAACACAAUAUAAAAGGUUAAUUGGAUCAUUGAGGUACUUGUGUAAUACGCGGCCUGAUUUGGCGUUUAGUGUUGGUAUUGCUAGUAGGUUCAUGGAGAAGCCUAAAGUAUCACACUUGGCUGCAAUUAAGAGGAUCCUUCGAUACAUUAAAGGAACUCUUGGUUGUGGAAUUCUCUCUCCCGCAACGGAUAAUGGUGGUAAAUGCAAAUUACUUGGUUAUACCGAUUCUAGUUGGUGCGGAGAUAAAGAUGAUAAAAAGUCUACGGCGGGAUGUGUCUUUAUGUUCGGCGGAGCACCAAUCUCUUGGUGUUCUAAAAAGGAACCGGUAGUUGCAGUCUCGUCUUGUGAGGCUGAGUAUAUCGCUGUGUCAUUGUGUGUGUGCCAAGCAGUGUGGCUUAGAAACCUACUGAAGGAGCUGGGCAGCAGCUUUGAUAGUGUUGUUACAUUGUUGGUUGAUAAUAUUUCAGCUAUAAAUCUUGUUAAAAAUCCCAUUGCACUUGGGAGAAGCAAGCAUAUUGAGAUGUGUUUUUACUACUUAAGGGAUAUGGUAAGUGCAAGCUAUCUGAGGUUAGGAUACUGCAGAAGUGAAGAACAAGUUGCGGACUUGUUGACGAAAGCGGUAUCGAAUUUUCAAGAAGCUAUUGAGGAGAUUGGGCAUGAAGAAUGUUAA